AUGGAUAAAGGCGACCAUUCCACCGCGCCCUAUCGGGGCCCCAAACUCCCCAACGUGCCCGACGACCUGGUGAUUUCCGGAGUCCUGGAUAUGGACUGCGACGAAAGACUCUGGGUCCCCCAAUCCAAAGACGUCUGGUUCCGCCCACUAUGCUUCAACGUUUCGCAAGGCUAUUUCGUCAAUAUCCUGCGCGUGAGAAAGAGCGGCAUUCUCUCGCGCCACAGACACACCGGGCCCGUACAUGCAACAGUGCUGAAAGGCCGCUGGCACUAUCUCGAGCACGACUGGUGGGCCGAGGAGGGCGGAUACGCGUUUGAGCCUCCGGGUGAUAUUCACACGCUGGAGGUUCCGGACGGAGUCACUGAAAUGGUCACGUUGUUCCAUGUGACUGGCGCGUAUAUUUACGUCGAUGUUGAUGGUGUUUCUCUGGGCAUCGAGGAUGUCUUCAGUAAGCUGCAGGCGGCACGGAACCACUAUGACGAGGUUGGGUUGGGCGCGUCUUUUGCAGAUCAGUUUGUGCGGUAG
Molecule: messenger RNA, 525 nt
Organism: Penicillium cinerascens
Lineage: Eukaryota; Fungi; Ascomycota; Eurotiomycetes; Eurotiales; Aspergillaceae
Product: 2,4'-dihydroxyacetophenone dioxygenase family protein
Exons: 1
Coding region: 1-525 (174 amino acids)
Source: RefSeq, a predicted model, not a curated record